AUGGUUGAGCGUUUCUUGCGAUUGGGAGGAUUCGGUGGACUUGGUGCUUCACAGUUCGGAAGCGGAACGGCAAACGAUUCAAACCAAGUUGAUACCUCAGAAACUGUUUAUAUUUCAUCUUUAGCUUUGUUGAAAAUGCUUAAACAUGGGCGAGCCGGUGUUCCUAUGGAGGUUAUGGGCUUGAUGCUUGGUGAAUUUGUUGAUGAAUAUACCGUUAAUGUUAUCGAUGUGUUUGCAAUGCCUCAAUCAGGAACGGGUGUUUCGGUUGAAGCAGUUGAUCCAGUAUUCCAAGCAAAAAUGCUUGAUAUGUUGAAACAAACUGGUCGACCGGAGAUGGUUGUCGGAUGGUAUCACUCGCAUCCAGGUUUUGGAUGCUGGUUAUCCGGAGUUGAUAUUAACACACAACAAAGUUUUGAAGCACUCUCAGAUAGAGCUGUGGCUGUAGUAGUCGACCCCAUUCAGUCAGUGAAGGGCAAGGUUGUUAUCGAUGCAUUUCGAACGAUUAAUCCUCAAGCAAUAGCUCUAAAUCAAGAACCUCGUCAGACAACGUCGAAUCUUGGGCAUCUUCAAAAACCAUCUAUUCAAGCUCUGAUUCAUGGUCUUAAUCGGCAUUAUUAUUCAAUUCCUAUUAAUUAUCGCACACAUGAUUUGGAGCAAAAGAUGUUGCUAAAUCUAAAUAAACAAUCAUGGAUGGAUUCCUUAGGUUUAAAGAAUUUCUCAAGUCAUUGUGAGAAAAAUCAGACUUCCAUGAACAAUAUGCUUAAAUUGGCUAAACUAUAUAAAAAGGAUUUGGAAGAACAAGAAAAAAUGACAGAAGAACAGCUUGCCAUAAAAAACGUUGGUAAGCAAGAUCCAAAACGGCAUCUUGGUGAAACUGUUAAUGAAAUGUUGGCAGAUAAUAUCGUUCAAAAUUUAGCUUCUAUGCUUGAUGCUUCAUCAUUUCAAUGA
Dracunculus medinensis (Guinea worm) is the source of this 948-nucleotide messenger RNA. The record is from the annotation of a GenBank genome assembly. Lineage: Eukaryota; Metazoa; Nematoda; Chromadorea; Rhabditida; Dracunculidae.